CCGAGGUCGAGCCCUGGGGCACCCAGUGUCUGCUGGGCUCGGGUAGCGCGGAAGCCUGGGGCCCAGGACACCUGUCUGAGGAAGCGGAGGGGGCGGGGGCUCGCAGCGCCUUUGACACCCGAGGAAGAGAGGGAGGAGGGAGAAAGCGUUUCAUCAUCGGCGACGGCGGCGGCCACUUAUAAAAACUUCUGGGAUCGCACUGUCUCGCUCAGUCUCCGCACCGCACGCCUCCUCGGAGCCACCGCCCGGCCGGCAGCACCAGCCCCAGGAGCCCUGGGCCUGAAACCACCACCUCGGCUGAGACAGAGGGGGCGUCGGCGCAGCGCCGCCCGCCGCCCGCCACCAUGGGGCUCCUGCCCAAGUUCGGCGCGCGCCAGAGCAGCAGCGCCUCUUCGGGCCGAGCCGGCCGCUGUUCCCGCGCGGUCUUUGGCAACAUUAAGAUAUUUGUGCUCUGCCAUGGUCUCCUGCAACUCUGCCAGCUCCUAUACAGUGCCUACUUCAAAAGCACCCUCACUACCAUUGAGAAGCGCUUCGGGCUCUCCAGUUCUUCCUCAGGCCUCAUUUCCAGCUUGAACGAGAUCAGCAAUGCCAUCCUCAUCAUCUUUGUUAGCUACUUUGGCAGCCGGGUAAACCGACCAAGACUGAUCGGCAUCGGGGGUCUCCUGCUGGCUGCAGGUGCCUUUGUUCUCACCCUGCCACACUUCCUCUCAGAGCCCUACCAGUACACCUCAGCCAGCAUUGGGAACUUCAGCCGUGUCCAGACGGAGCUUUGCCAGAGGCGUGGGCAUAACCUACCCCCUAGUAAGUGCUCAAACACCAUGCAGGAUGUGCGGAAGGAGACCAGCAGCAUGUGGGGCCUGAUGGUGAUCGCACAGCUGCUGGCGGGCAUCGGGACCGUGCCCAUUCAGCCGUUUGGCAUCUCCUAUGUGGAUGACUUCGCAGAGCCCAACAACUCGCCCCUGUACAUCUCCAUCCUAUUUGCCAUUGCUGUAUUUGGACCAGCUUUUGGGUACCUGCUGGGCUCUGUCAUGCUGCAGAUCUUUGUGGACUACGGCAGGGUUGACAUAGCUAAAGUUAACUUGAGCCCAGGUGACCCUCGAUGGAUUGGAGCCUGGUGGCUGGGCCUGCUCAUUUCUUCAGCCUGUUUGGUUCUCACCUCUUUUCCUUUUUUCUUCUUUCCUCGAACGAUGCCCAGAGGAGUAGAGAGUUCUCCUGAGACAGAGGAUGGAACAAGAAAGAUGGAGGAGGUCAGGUCAAGAGGCUCCCUGAUGGAUUUCAUUAAAAGGUUCCCCCGCAUCUUCCUGAGGCUGCUCAUGAACCCACUCUUUGUGCUGGUGGUUCUGGCCCAGUGCACCUUCUCUUCUGUCAUCGCCGGCCUCUCCACAUUCCUCAACAAGUUUCUAGAGAAGCAGUAUGGCACCUCUGCAGCCUAUGCCAACUUUCUCAUUGGUGCUGUAAACCUCCCUGCUGCAGCAUUAGGGAUGUUGUUUGGAGGAAUCCUCAUGAAGCGUUUUGUUUUCCCUCUGCAAACCAUGCCCCGUGUGGCUGCCACCAUCACCACCAUCUCUAUGAUCCUCUGUGUCCCUCUGUUCUUCAUGGGAUGCUCCACCCCACCUGUGGCCGAGGUCUACCCUCCCAGCACAUCAAGUUCUAUACAUCUGCAGCCUCCUGCCUGCCACAGGGACUGCUCGUGCCCGGAUCCCAUCUUCCACCCUGUCUGCGGAGACAAUGGAGUCGAGUACCUUUCUCCUUGCCAUGCUGGCUGCAGCAGCAUCAACAAGAGCUCUGCAGACUCCAAGCAAUUGAUCUAUUUGAACUGCAGCUGUGUGACUGGGAGAUCUACUUCAGCGAAGACAGGAUCAUGCCCCAUCCCCUGUGCCCACUUCCUGCUCCCGACCAUCUUUCUCAUCUCCUUCGCAGCCCUGAUAGCCUGCAUCUCCCACAACCCCCUCUACAUGAUGGUUCUGCGUGUGGUGAACCAUGAGGAAAAGUCAUUUGCCAUUGGGGUACAGUUCUUGCUGAUGCGCUUGCUGGCCUGGCUGCCAUCUCCAGCCCUCUAUGGCCUCAUCAUCGACUACUCCUGCAUCCGGUGGAAUUCACAGUGCUCAGGGAGGCGAGGGGCCUGCAUCUACUAUGACAAUGAUGCUCUCCGGGACAGGUACCUGGGCCUACAGAUGGGCUACAAGGCACUGGGCAUACUCCUGCUUUUCUUCAUCAGCUGGAAGGUGAAGAAGAACAGAGAAUAUAAUGUGCAAGAGAAGGCUAUGGACCUCAUCUGACCCUCACCCAGGCCAUCACCUUGCUCCAAAGUGGACCCUGCCUACUCCUCACUUGUCUGUAUCCACUAAUGUUAACAUGUCUCUUUCUUUUUGUUUUUUAAAUAAGAAAGAAAACCCCAAUCACCAUUUGCCUCUCCUGCCUCCUCUUGCCAAAGUCUCCCUAUGGCUCCUGAGGUCUGGUGCCUACCUGAAUUAAGUGGGCUCACAGCUGGAGGGCCUAGUCUUCCUUGGCUUCUUGGAAGGGGCCCCCAUAUGCCCAAGCUCUCCUUACUGCCCGGGCCUCCAACAAGGAUGCUCAUGAAGGCAGCCCUUGACCCUGACCAACCCUGGGGGUGGGAGUUAAAUGGAGUAAGAAAAAAAGGAUGUGCCCUGCUUGCCAGGCAGCCAGGCUCCCCUGUCUGCCCACAUCCUGCAGAGAACAGAGUUAAAAGGAGGAAGGGAACAGCUGAGUCAUUAAUAGCCAGAGCUGGGCUCCGGGAAGAAGAAGCCAGCCAUAGUCCCUGCUGCAUCUGCAUUCAUACAGCAUGGAAUUCAGGAGGAACUGGCUCCCUUUGCCCUCAGAUCCUCCUUUCCUGCACCCCAGAAGCCUCUUGGAAGCUGCAGAAUCAGAAGUACAGCCCCUUUUCUGUUACCCAGACUCUGGCACCAGAGCAGGAACUGAAAAACCCUGAGAUGGGUCAUCCAAAUGCUAACACUGUGAACCUAAGACCUUUCUGUCCUUAAACUUGCAUGUGUGUCCCUUCCUCUUCCUGGGGCUACAUGUCAGGCUGAGAAAGCCCCAUACAGUGAAGACCCAAGAAGACCUGUGAAAUGACGUGAUGCCCAAUCUCUCACCCUCACAAUGGAAACGAGACCCCUUCAUCUCAGAGCCAUGGGAAGGCCCUCCCUACAUUUCCUUGAGACCAGAGGAAGCAGCUUCACGUGGUCUCGCAUGUCUAGUCCAGCUUGUAUCCAGAGGGCUGAAGAGAGGUGGUCUGAGAUACCACCCAGACACACAAUGAAGCAGAGAGGUUUCAGCUGUGACUACCUGGAUAACACACUAGACAGAGGUCGGCGAGUCUGACUUUCCUAGUUUCAAACACACUGCAUUCAUCAACAUUUUCUCAGCCUCUUCUUGUUGCCUCCAGAGAGGUGGGCACCCUCUGUGGGUCGGUGCUAGGAGACACUGCAGUUAUGUGAUAAAGAUUCAGAGCUAGAAGCCACCAAGAUGCCUUUCAUCAGCAGCAGUUCUACUUACUGGAGACCACCUUUGUGCUCAGCCAUGCUAGUAUGUGGUUCUCCAGAGAGCUUCCCUCAUAUUUUACCUUACCUCCCUCCACUGACACGAGGGCUCCCAGAGUGUGCUUGGUGGGCAGUGCGGACAGUGAGGGGCAGGGGACGACUCAUGCUUUUCAAGCACAAGUAUCCAAAAACUGGCAAAAAGGAUCCUGACCUGACUAUCUGUGGCCCCACCAGACUGACUCCUUUGUGAAACAGAAACCUGGCUCACCGUGUCCACUGGAGCAGCUGGGCUUGGUCCCUGCAGUGCAUGACCCUCGAGCGCCACUCCUUUUGGAAGACUAACCUUGGUCUUUCUUAAUGCAAUUUAACCAAAUCCUGAAGGCACUGACUUCCACUGAGCUCAUGAAUAACGAAUGCCAACUUGCAGGUUCUGGAAACAUGGUUGCCCUCCAAAACCUUUAUUCUAUUAUAUUGUUAUUAAUAUAUUAUAAUUGUGCUACUGA
This is a messenger RNA of Heterocephalus glaber (naked mole-rat), 4003 nucleotides long. It is a transcript of the gene Slco2a1, whose product is annotated as solute carrier organic anion transporter family member 2A1. Gene Ontology annotation, biological process: sodium-independent organic anion transport; transmembrane transport; prostaglandin transport. Gene Ontology annotation, molecular function: protein binding; prostaglandin transmembrane transporter activity. NCBI's taxonomy places the organism in Eukaryota, Metazoa, Chordata, Mammalia, Rodentia, Bathyergidae. Gene Ontology annotation, cellular component: basolateral plasma membrane. The record is from RefSeq and is a predicted model, not a curated record.